Messenger RNA from Sphaeramia orbicularis (orbiculate cardinalfish), 1622 nucleotides. RefSeq names its product eukaryotic translation elongation factor 1 alpha 1, like 3 (gene eef1a1l3). The transcript is spliced from 8 exons. Gene Ontology annotation, biological process: translational elongation. Lineage: Eukaryota; Metazoa; Chordata; Actinopteri; Kurtiformes; Apogonidae. Bases 123 to 1484 code for a protein of 453 amino acids. Gene Ontology annotation, molecular function: GTP binding; translation elongation factor activity; GTPase activity. The record is from RefSeq and is a predicted model, not a curated record.
UGAGAACAUGAGGUAAUCCACGGUGGCAGGCUUUAAAGCAUGACCGGCUGCAACUGCAGACUGAUGCAAGAGCAGGCUGAAACCUUUGCCUCGGUCUCUGGUUGGCAAACCUACCUUUAACCAUGGAGAAGACUCAUGUAAAUAUGGUGAUUAUUGGCCAUGUUGACAGUGGUAAGUCAACAACCACAGGCCACCUUGUCUACAUCUGUGGUGGUGUUGAUCAGAGAAGACUGGAGAAGCUUGAAAAAGCUGCGUCACUGAUGGGGAAGAGUUCCUUCAAAUAUGCCUGGGUAUUGGACAAACUGAAAGCAGAGCGGGAGAGAGGAAUCACCAUUGAUAUAUCUUUGCUGAAAUUCAACACAAAGAAAUACUCCAUGACUAUAAUUGAUGCACCAGGCCACCGUGACUUCAUUAAAAACAUGAUAACCGGGACAUCACAGGCAGAUGUGGCCCUCCUGGUGGUCUCUGCUGCUAAAGGAGAAUUUGAGGCCGGGGUGUCAAGAAGUGGUCAAACCAGAGAGCACGCACUAUUGGCUUACACGCUGGGUGUAAAGCAGAUAAUUGUCUGUGUGAAUAAGAUGGAUGUGACUGAACCACCCUACAGCCAAAAACGGUUCGACGAAGUGGUUCAUGGUGUGGGUGGCUUCCUGAAAAAGAUUGGCUACGACCCUACGACGGUGCCUUUUGUUCCGAUUUCUGGCUGGACUGGGGAGAACAUGAUCACGCCAACCCAGAAGAUGCCCUGGUUCCAAGGUAGGAAAGUGAGACGACGGGAUGGGACUUUGAAUGGGAAAACUCUACUGGAGGUCCUGGACUCCAUUCAACCACCUGUUCGAACAGUCAACAAGCCUCUACGAUUACCUCUGCAGGACGUCUACAAAAUUGGAGGUGUUGGGACUGUUCCAGUGGGCAAAAUUGAAACUGGUUUCCUCAAACCUGGCAUGACCCUGAUGUUCUCCCCUGCCAAGCUCACAGCUGAGGUGAAGUCUAUCGAAAUGCACCACCAAGGACUGCAGACGGCCCUGCCAGGACACAAUGUUGGCUUCAACAUUAAGAACGUGUCCGUCAAGAACCUGCGGCGGGGAGACGUGGCUGGUAACGCCCAACAGGAUCCUCCAUCAGAUGUCAAGAGCUUUGAGGCUCAGGUGAUCAUUCUGAACCAUCCAGGGAUGAUCAAAACUGGGUACUCUCCAGUCCUGGACUGCCACACCACUCAUGUAACCUGUCGCUUCACUGAGUUGAAGGAGAAGCUUGAUCGGCGCACGGGCAAGAAAGUGGAGGACCGGCCGCAAAUUCUGAAGUCUGGAGAUGCAGCAACAGUCAAACUGGUUCCCAUCAAGCCCAUGUGUGUGGAGAGCUUCUUCACAUACCCUCCUUUAGGUCGUUUUGCAGCCAGAGACCUGAAGCAGACGGUCGCUGUAGGAGUCAUCAAAUCAGUGGACAAGGAUAAAGGGCCCAAACCUAAAGCCCAAGUGUGUAAAUAAGUUAGUUAUGACCUACCAGUAUUCUGGUAUUACUGCUUUAUGUGGACAGUUUUAUUUGGUAAUAUUUAAUUUGUGCAGUGACACAAAGUAUUUGUCUUAAAAGUUGUUCCUGUGUUAAUGUUAAAUCCAAACGUAUAG